AUGGAUUCAGACGACUCCAUGAAUCCAUAUCGUCCGUCCCCAAGCUUCUUCAAUCUGUUAACCAGUCAACAUGAAACCCAAAACCUCGAAUACACUCAUUGUGAGAGUCCAUGUUCGGAGGCUCCAUCUAAACCUGCAUCUCCUCUAGAAAACCGGAAGUCAAGGAAUGCAUGGUUACCUUCUGAUGAUGUCAUGCUUGUUAGCGCAUGGCUUAACACUAGCAAGGAUCCGAUCAGAUCCAAUGAGCAAAGACGUGGAGCAUUUUGGGAGAGGAUUGUGGAUUACUAUGCGGAAUGUCCGAAUGCUGAAGGUCAGCCAAAAAGAGAGGCUCGUCAUUGUAAACAGAGGGGGGGGGGGAUAAACAACUUGGGGUGCAAGUUUGUUGGUUGUUUCGAAGCUGCAACAAGGGAGAAGUCUAGUGGACAAAACGAAGAUGAUAUGAUGAAGCUAGCACACGAAAUUUACUUCAAUGAUCAGAAUCAGAGGUUUACCUUGGAGCAUGCUUGGCGAGAGUUAAGAUAUGAUCAGAAAUGGUGUGCUAGCACAUCAUCUAAAGUUAAUGGAGUGAAAAAGGGAAGGGUGGUGGGUGAGGAUGUGUCCGCACAACCUGUGGUUAAUGUCGAAGAUGAACCACAGCCCCGUCCUCCUGGUGUUAAGGCUGCAAAGGCUGCAAAGGGGAAGGCUAAACCGGUUGUGGAGGAGGAUGGAAAAGCUUUCUCGGAGUUUCAGAUGGAACGUGUUACGCGGAUGUAUGAGAUGAAGCAAGCGGAUUUCUCUUUGAAGGAGAAGGAGUUUGCUAUGAAAAAGGAACAUAGCUUACAUGUGAUGCUUGAAGCUCUCAUUGCUAAAAAGGAUUCACUUACUGAAACUGAAAAAGCCCUUAAGGAAAAACUAAUCAAUGAUUUGAUUUCAUCAGGUUGA
Camelina sativa (false flax) is the source of this 921-nucleotide messenger RNA. RefSeq names its product glutathione S-transferase T2-like. The record is from RefSeq and is a predicted model, not a curated record. NCBI's taxonomy places the organism in Eukaryota, Viridiplantae, Streptophyta, Magnoliopsida, Brassicales, Brassicaceae.